This is a messenger RNA of Gopherus flavomarginatus (Mexican gopher tortoise), 933 nucleotides long. RefSeq names its product zinc finger protein 75A-like. Bases 23 to 424 code for a protein of 133 amino acids. The transcript is spliced from 4 exons. Gene Ontology annotation, biological process: regulation of DNA-templated transcription. The record is from RefSeq and is a predicted model, not a curated record. NCBI's taxonomy places the organism in Eukaryota, Metazoa, Chordata, Testudines, Testudinidae.
UGGCGUGGGACAGGGAAGAGAAAUGGCUGCAGUGGAGUCAGUCCAGGGGCUGGUGACCUUCAAGGAGAUGGCUAUGUAUUUCACCAGGGAAGAGUGGGCUCUGCUGGACCCCACUCAGAGAGCCCUCUACUGGGAUGUCAUGCAGGAGAACUAUGAGACUGUGACCUCGCUGGGCCAGAGAAUAACAUCCAUGUUUCGCUGCAGAUCAUCUCGUCCUCCCAGGGGCAAGGGAAUGGCUGCAAUGGAGCUGGCUCAGGGGCCGGUGACCUUCGAGGAGGUGUCUGUGUAUUUCUCCAGGGAAGAGGGGACUCUGCUGGACCCCACUCAGAGAGCCCUCUACAGAGAUGUCAUGCAGGGGAACUAUGAGACGAUGGUCUUGCUGGGUAAGGAUUCCUGUCCCUUCUGUUCUUGGAAGGGGAAAUGAAGAGUGAAGGUUCAUGCCACCCCCACAAUGCCAUCUGUACCCUGUCCUGUUUCAGCAUCACCCCGAUAGGCCAGUAACAUACAUACUACCAGAGACCCUCCUCUGCUGAAGAACACUUUGGGAACAGAGCACAGGAGCAGCAUCACACAAUGUCAAAUAUCUCCUCUUUACUCAAGUAAAACUGGGGUUAGGUCCAGCAUAAUGAACAGAAGCUUCCUACCCCCAGCCUUCUCUCAAACCCUGAGCCUUCUCUACCCAAACCAGAAUGUGCUUGGGGUGUAACAAGCAGGCGGCUGGAGUCAGAGCUGCCAGUCCAGGGUUACUUAUCAUACAGACACUCAGUGCGUCCUUGAACGCUGGCUGGGAGUAUCCAGACAGGGGAGCUCCAGCAGCAGAACACUGAAUCUCACCCAGGAUUACAGAUGACACAACUCCUCGCUGAUCUGGAUUGCACCCCAGCAUGUGAAAAUGGCCUAGGUUGGUAGUGACAUUUCUUGAGACAUGGAGAG